AUGGCUCCCACCGCUCAGAAUGUCCGCAACAAUGAGGGCAUCGCCAACUACACAAAGUUCUGGCAGAAGGACUCCAAGGACGACACCUCGACCGAUAUGGCCAACCGACUCACCGAGUACACCAGCGUCGUAAACGGCUACUAUGACGGUGCCACCGACCUCUACGAGUACGGCUGGGGCCAGAACUUCCACUUUGCCCGCUACUACCCCGGCGAGGCCUUUUACCAGGCCAUUGCUCGCCACGAGCACUACCUUGCCCACAGCAUGCAGCUCAAGCCCAAGAUGCGCGUCCUCGACGUCGGCUGCGGCGUCGGCGGCCCGGCCCGCGAGAUUGCCCGCUUCGCCGACGUCAACAUCGUCGGCCUCAACAACAACGAGUACCAGGUGCAGAGGGCACGCAAGUACACGGCCCAGGCCGGCCUCGAAAGCCAGAUUGAGUUCGUCAAGGGCGACUUCAUGAAGCUCGACGAGCAGUUCGGCGAGAACUCGUUUGACGCCGUCUACGCCAUCGAGGCCACCUGCCACGCUCCCAACUGGGAGGGCAUCUACGGCCAGAUCAAGAAGGUCCUCAAGCCCGGAGGAGUCUUCGGCGUCUACGAGUGGUGCAUGACCGACGCCUGGGACCCUUCGAUCCCGGAGCACAAGCGCAUCGCCCACGGCAUCGAGGUCGGCGACGGCAUCCCCGAGAUGAGGAGCAUCGAGGCCGCCCGCUCCGCGCUCAAGACCGUCGGCUUUGAGAUCGAGCACGAGGAAGACCUCGCCGACCGAGGCGACAAGAUUCCCUGGUACUAUCCCCUCGAGGGCGACAUCCGCAAGUGCCAGACUAUCUGGGACGCUUUCACAGUCAUCCGGAUGACCCGGCUAGGCAAGUUUACCACGCAGACCACGGUCAAGAUCCUCGAGCGCAUCGGCCUGGCGCCCAAGGGGACGCACGACGUCGGCGAGUCUCUGAUCGUCGCCGCGGAGGCCCUCGUCGCCGGCGGAAGGGCCAAGCUCUUUACGCCGAUGAUGCUCUUCAUCGCUCGCAAGCCCUCUCAGCAGUAA
This is a messenger RNA of Pseudozyma flocculosa PF-1, 1044 nucleotides long. RefSeq lists its product as uncharacterized. Gene Ontology annotation, cellular component: endoplasmic reticulum. The transcript is spliced from 7 exons. The record is from RefSeq and is a predicted model, not a curated record. Gene Ontology annotation, molecular function: sterol 24-C-methyltransferase activity. Lineage: Eukaryota; Fungi; Basidiomycota; Ustilaginomycetes; Ustilaginales; Ustilaginaceae. Bases 1 to 1044 code for a protein of 347 amino acids. Gene Ontology annotation, biological process: ergosterol biosynthetic process.